Messenger RNA from Exserohilum turcica Et28A, 914 nucleotides. RefSeq lists its product as uncharacterized. The coding region runs from base 111 to 803 and encodes 230 amino acids. The record is from RefSeq and is a predicted model, not a curated record. The transcript has a single exon. Lineage: Eukaryota; Fungi; Ascomycota; Dothideomycetes; Pleosporales; Pleosporaceae.
AAAAAAAAACCCCCGCACUCUAGUACUACAAUCUGCAGAGUCUACUUACGUAGUAGCUUGCGCCCGGCGUUCCGAACUUCGAAAUUACCAUUAGUCAUUGCUCGUUCACCAUGUCGACUACUACAGCCAUGUCGUCGUCGUCGUCGUCGUCGCCAACACCGACAACCACGUACCCCUAUUCCUACACGACCUUCACCAACACGGCGCCAAGCCCCUUCACCACCCCCUCCAUCGUGCCCUCCAUCUUCCCACUCGGCCCCGUCCCCAGCUGCCCACCUCCCUCUGCAUCAUCGUCCUCAACUCCAAAAGCGCCCUUUGAACUCCCGGCUGCCCGCCAAGGCGGCUGCACCAUCAGCAACGAUGCCACCGUCAACGACCACGCCUUCUGGGACAUGUAUGCGUGCUGCAAGCCCAGCAGCAUAACCCCCGUCGGCAAGGCCCUGCCCUGCAGCAUCAUGUGCGCUGCCGACGCGACCCACAGUUUCCUGGAAAUCGGAGACUGCCUUAGCAAACGCGUCCCGCUCGUCGUGUGCAGCCCGCCCGAGGCCCAGAGAGGCGAGCCGCAAAACAGUCAGAGUGAGAGUAGGAGCAGUGCGAGUGCCAGUGCCACCGGCUCUAAAACGGAAAGCGCCGCGCCGAGUAAGACGCAGACGCAGACCGAGUCCAAGACCGCGAGUCCAGUGCCCCCAGCUGCUACCGGUGCAGCGAGCUCGCUUGUGGGCGGCCAGACGGCGGUGUCCAAGGCGGGGCUGAUGCUGUUUGGACUGGUGGCCAUGACGUCUGUAGCGGGCAUGUUGGUGUAAUCGUGAAGUACGUAGCAAGAAGAGUGGGGGGAGGGGAGGGGUGUUGGCUCAUGUGUAUAGUCCCUAGAAUCGUCAUCAUCAUCCUGUUCACAAUCGAGUAGCAUAACCUGC